Jaculus jaculus (lesser Egyptian jerboa) is the source of this 345-nucleotide messenger RNA. Its product is annotated as transmembrane protein 14C-like. Gene Ontology annotation, biological process: regulation of heme biosynthetic process. Gene Ontology annotation, cellular component: mitochondrial membrane. NCBI's taxonomy places the organism in Eukaryota, Metazoa, Chordata, Mammalia, Rodentia, Dipodidae. The transcript has a single exon. The coding region runs from base 1 to 345 and encodes 114 amino acids. The record is from RefSeq and is a predicted model, not a curated record.
AUGCAGAAAGAUACCAGCCCACUAGUGCCUUUACAUUAUUUUGGCUUUGGCUACGCAGCUCUGGUGGCUACUGGAGGGAUCACUGGCUAUGCAAAAGCAGCUAGUGUGCCAUCCCUGGCUGCUGGACUCUUCUUUGGGAGCUUAGCAGGCUUGGGUGCUUACCAGCUGUCUCAGGAUCCCAGCAACGUGUGGGCUUUCCUAGCCACCUCUGGGACCUUGGCUGGCAUUAUGGGAAUGCAGUUCUACAACUCUGGAAAAUUCAUGCCUGCAGGUUUGAUUGCGGGCGCCAGUCUGCUCAUGGUUGCCAAACUUGGAAUUAGUUUGCUGAGCACACCACAUCCAUAA